AUUGUGUGUGCAUUUAUAAAAUUUAAAUCACUGUACAAUUUCAAUAAUUUGUAAUAUAAGAAGCUUAAGUGAUUACAAAAGAUGUUCAUAGCGUUAUUGAUUAUUUAUCGUUGUGGGCCAAGAUUAAGUAUACUAUAGUUGAGUCUGCAAAAGAAUGACUAGCAUGCUGUUUACUCUUUAGUCUUUCCCGAAUAUUCAUGUGCGAUAGACAUAAUUAUUGUUGCUUUUCAUAAUCGUUGUGUGAUAUCAAAUUGAUGUAUUUGUUAACAUGCCUCUAACUUUGAUAAAAAAUCAACGUAAUGGAUACAAUUUAGUCCAUGAAAAGUUUAUAUAUCGAUAUUAUCGUGAAGGUAGCGGUGAUCAUCAAUGGCGGUGUGUGCAUUACAAUUCCGGAAAGUGUCGUGCUGUGUGUCAUACUACGACUAAUACUGCUGAUGGUGAUGUUAUAUCAUGUGGUGAUCAUAAGCACGCGCCCGACCCAUCAAAAAUUAAUGUUAUGUCCGCAUUGGAGAAGCUUCGCCACAAAGCAGCAACGACUGACGAGCCUACUAGUUCCAUUGUUGCAGCCACUGUUGCAGGUGUUCCUAAUGCAGCCGCAGUCAAUUUAGGUAGUCGUCGUGAUCUAGGAAGAACAGUUGCACGAAUCCGAAAGGUCAAUAAUAACAUUCCGGUGAGUCCUACGACUUUAAAGGAUUUAAUUGUGCCGCCAAGAUAUAGCGUCACUGCCAAAGGAGAGCCUUUUUUAUUGAAGGAUAUUAAAAUUGAUACUAAAAAACGUAGUGAACGAUUAUUGAUAUUUUCGACUGAUCAAAAUAUAAGAUAUUUGAAGCAGUGUAAAAUUUUGUUCGCUGAUGGUACGUUCAAGACUUUACCUACAAUGUUUUAUCAGUUGUAUACUUUGCAUGCAAGGAUAAAGGAUAAAGCCCUGCCGUUGGUGUUUGUUUUGACUACUGGAAAAUCGGCCAAGCUAUAUGAACGGAUGUUGUCGGAGAUUAAAAUUUUAAAGCCCGAACAUGUUACGGUUGAUUUUGAAAGAGCAUUUAUAAACGCUGCUGGAGAGUCUUUCAAUGGUGUCGAUAUUAGUGGUUGUUUCUUUCAUUUUACGCAAUGUAUUGAGACAAUGUGAAUUGUCAUCUUCUCCCUCAGCCUUGCGGUUCCCAUUUUUCCCCGUCUCGUUGCCGUCUGAAACCACCUAAAGCUAGUCAUAGUGCCAUGGUCACAUGACUAGUUAUCACCUCAACGCAUAACCGUAAGGGGAAGUGGGGAGCGAGCCCAAACUCAGCCCUAAGACCCUACGGUUAUUGAACUUCACUUCGAUCCUGGAUCAAUUAGCAAUAAGACGUAUAAUUCAAUUUCACUGUCAUAUACUAGCAAUUUAUUUGCGACUUUGUUAAUACGGAUAACUACUUUGUAAAUCAGGAAAUUAACUUGUGUUAUAGUUGUAUUACUAGCAAUUCUCUUGCGAUAUACUUUACUGUUCAAGUUUACUGAUUAUUAUAAAUAGAGUUAGUUCAAUUAAAUAUUACUGUACGUCACCGGCGGUAUACCCGCGAUAUAAAAUUAUACUGUGCCACGAAUCUGUCUACAUUAUAUCCAGUGCUUGCGUUUUCUUGUAAGUAAUUUUGAUUAUUAUAAUUGGCAAUAAACUUGCAAAUUAUUCUGAUUAAUUCCUUUUAUUCCAUCUAUCACUGUUCAUCCCACUUAUUUCCUAUUUUACUGGUAAGAUUAUUAAAUAGUCUGAUAAAAUAAAUAUUAAUUAAGUUACAAAUAGUAAUUCGACCAUCAAUAAGAAUAUUCUAUAAUUUUAUAAGCCGUGAGGUAAGUUGAUAAGUUCUCUCAUACGUCGCCGAGUUUGAAUAAGUGCGGGUCUUUGCUUUGGAAGAACCCCAGCCCACUGCUCUGUCCAAGUAAAAUAAAAUUUGUUAGAGGCCAGCCUAAGCCAGGGUUCAACCCGCGAAUUCUGGUGGCUGCUGGUAAAAAUCGUGAAGACGAAAAGCGAUUUGUCUCAACUGGCGCUCGAACAGGGACUUUGCAGUAGUUCAAACCAGCAACGAAAAAUUUUAUUAAUUUUUCUCACGGCUUUACAGUAAAAAUUUUAUAAUAAUUUCCAGUAUCAAUUUAAAAAAAAAAAAAAAAAAAUUUCUUACCAGUAUCAGAAAAAAUAUACUUUUCUACAUUCAUAAUUUCAUUUCAUUUUAUCAUUCAUCACUAGCAUCUAAUCUCACAAAAUAAUUAAUUUCCAAAUUUCUUUUAUUUAUUAUUAAUUGUAUCAGAUAAAAUUUGUCAUUGUAAUUUUGUGUGCCGGUUCGUUCUUAUAGAAAUUUCGUUGUUCUGUGACCUUGAGCGUAUACUAGCUACACGCGUCAUAAUAUGAGACGUUAGUGUUUAUUUACCUUACAGUUUACUUGAUAAUAACAACGCAAAAUAAACACUUAAAAUUUUAAAAUAAAAUUUUGUUCGUAUAUUUUCUAAGUCCAGUAAAUAACUUAAUUUGUAACACAAAAGAUUAUUAUAUUCGUUUCCGAUUUAAAAUAAAAUAUCUUUAGCUCGACAAAAUAAAUUUAGUACUUAAACAAACUACAAAUAAAAUCUUUGCAGUUAUAAAUAAAAAUUUGUUAGUCAUCAGGGAUUUAUUAAUUAAAAUAAAAUAAUUUAUUAACUCGAAGGUUUAUUAAUAGUAAUCGGAUAAUUGUAAAUAAAUUAUUUUUCUGCUAAGAUUUAGUCGAAGAUUAAAAUUGUAAUUAGAAUAAAAUUUCUGUAAUUAUCAGUAAUCUUUAUAGCUUAAUUAGUCAUCACAUCAUGUUGCCGAGGACACCGAUUCCAAGAACACUUCCAGCAGUUACUAGUAAUAAUUAUAAUAAUAUUGGUCACAAUUUACUUCAAUUUCCGCCUAAUCCAGCAUCAAGUUCAAUAAUUCCUACGACUAGUGCCAUUGAUGAUUUGCUAGACCUCACGGGAGGUAUACAUAACAGUACAGUGAAUAAUAAUAACGACGUUUCUGCAAAUAAUAUAAUUGGCCAUCCAACUGCACAGAUAAAUAAUGCGAGCUCAAUAGCAGUCUUGUCAAAUGCUAUAGCUCAGCUACAAACUGAAUCUGCAGCCUUGCAAACCGCACGCUAAGAGUCGUCACUGACGGGUACAAUCUCACGACCUUCCAAUACGUUACCGAUAUCAUCGAAUUCGGGAACGGCAAUACAAGCUAGAAAUAAUCUAACUUUUCCAAAUAGCUGUAUUUCUAGCACAUUGAUGCCCAGAGAAUUGUUUUCAACAACUACUGUCUUACAGGUAGCAAAUCCCCUCACAGCUGGCCAUCUUGCCCCGCAAUCAUACGUGCAAUCGUCUCAGGCAAGCAGCGUGUUAUCAGCUGUACAUCAAGCACCUGCGUAGGAACCGUACGCGCAUCAAACGGUCCCACUACCAAUUCAUACGUUACCGUCGUAUGUACACACGCAGCCACUAUCAUCUAAUAUGAUACCAGCACAUAUGCAGCCUGUAACGUUCCAUCACCUACACAACGUGACAACUGGGUAUACGAGUGCAAUGGGCUUUAAUUUUACUUAUCUGUACGAAAUCAGUCGAUUUGUAAAAUCGUGGAAUAUUUGUUUUCCUUCUCGGAAUCGUACGUCGUCAUUUGAUGCACGAAAAUACAUCAAAACUAUAGAACAACGUAUGCGCAGCUAUGACAUUCCUUUCAAGAAUUUCCCUACGGUUGUAACCAAUACACUCAACGGUAACGUCCUUGAGUGGUAUUAUCAAAAUGAAAAAUUAUUUAUUUAUUGGGAAACUUUUAAAUACUAUUUUAAAACCUGGCAAACACAACAGAUCGAUGAGGAUUUAUUGCAAGAGAUCUACGCAGCUAAGCAGGGUAAUGACGAAACUGGAGUAUCUUUCGUGAACCGGAUGCAAGGAGCUUUUAUGCAAUUGGAGGAGCCGUUACCGCAAGCGAAGCAAAUUCGCAUAAUAAUCGCGCGGUCCAAUUCGUGUUUUUUGCAAAAAUUUGCAGGGGAAAAUAUCUCGAAUUAUGCGGAAUUAUUUAUACGUGUUAGUGCUUGGCAGGCGACGGCUAAUGCACUCAAUUCCCACUACAAUGUCUCAAAUAAACAAAAAGCGCGUAUUCCCGUCGAUCAUUGUAUUCAAGACUCUCCAGAUUUUUAUUCAAUCAAUUGUAUAACUACCGCACAGCCACAUGCUUCACAGAAUAAAAAACCCAGUUCUAAUAAAAAUAAUUAUUGUAAUUGUCAUCGAAAUUCAAGUCGGUCUGACAAUAAAGCAAAUGACUCAAAUUUAGAGCUUCCAGCUUUACUGAAUAAUUUUGAAUCAUUCAUGAAAUCAUUCCUGGAAAGAUUAGAACGAAUAACAUCAAGCAAUUCUUCGGCAAAUACCAUUCCGGCGCAACCAACUUCUGUAAAGAAUACACCUGUCUGCGGUCGUUGUGGUCGAAUUGGCCACGUUUCUGAUCUAUGUUGUGCGCCCACAACUGAUAAACUACGAAUUAAGGCAGGAUUAAAAGUUCGACAAAAGUCUGCGAAAAAUUUUGAGAAUCAGGCUAAUAUAAAGUAUACAGACAAGACCGACGGCGAGGCUCGAAAUACUCGAGUGGAAGAGUUAAUCCAUUUUGCGUCUCCGAUAGAUAAAGUUCAAAGUAAUUCAGAAAUAUUGGAUCCUCGUCAAGUUACAAGAAUAAACAAAUCAAAUAAUAAUAAAACACCUAAGAUAAAAACGAAACACCAAAAAGCACGUACCGCUACAGAUAAAAUUGAAACUACACAAAGCGUAGCUCCAAAACUUUACAGUCAGUCAUCAACUCAUUCAGUAGUUUUUUGUGACGACACAGUUAAACCUUCCGGAAAAUUCUCUUCAGCGAGUCUGAAAGCUCCGUUAAGAGUCAGUCAGAUGGUCACCAACGUAUACAUUGGUCAACACAAGAUUGACGCAUUACUGGACAGUGGAAGUGGACGCAGCUACAUCUCUGAAGCCGCAUACGAACACAUCAAAGAAAACCAACUGCAAGAACUCAUAUCAGGCCCCAUGAAUGCUCGUGAGGUCAUUAUGGCAAAUUCUAAACCAACACAAACACGAGGUGGUGCACCUUUCCGGAUAAAUUUAGACGGCCACGAUAUUAUCACUUGGUUGACUGUGGUACCAGGAUUGUCUACUCCUGUCAUCCUUGGACUAGAUUUUUGGCAGUUAGCUGACAUUCAAGUGAACUCCAAAGAAAACACGUGGAAAAUAAAUUCAAGUGAAAUAACUCACACAUUCUCCUCAAGGACACGUCAAUUCAAUUCAGCAUCGUUAAACUCACUGUCAUCAACUGAAGAGGCUAAUCAUAAUCGAAAUCUCUUACUCAAACAACAAGGAAACAUUACUUAUUAUAACCUGAGUGAACUAAUACAUUAAGUAGUUGAUAAGAAAAUUUAUCAUGCGUCACCGAAAUGGAUAUACUCCAACAAUAUUUUCCAUCAAAUUCAUACUCAUCUCAUUCAUUCAUUUCAUUUAUUAUUGCCAAUUGUAAUAAUUUUUAAUUACAGCGUCGAGUCUGGGAGCAGUUAGCAGACUGAGUAAUCGAAAUCUUUAAAUAGCAUUACUUCCUUACAGUCCUCAGACUUCCAAAAAAAAAAUAAUUGUAUUUAAUGAUUAAUUGUAAAUAUUACGAAAUUAUUUUUUACAGUAUCUUGUAAUAUUAGUUCGUAAGCGGCAAAUAUACACUUCUAGGCUGAUCCAGAUCGAAGUCCCAGGAUAGAAGUGAACCUGAAAAGGGUGACUAAACUCUAAUACUUUGGUAUCCCUACGGCUUGCAAUAAAAUACUGGCAAUCCACUUGUAUAUUUAGCGAUCUACUUGCAAUACCUGUAAAUAUUUUCAUAAAAUCAAUUUUUAUAUUACGGUGAUCUACUUGCCAUUACUAUGGCGAUUUACUCGCAUUGUAAAUAUUGUAAAUAAACUAAAUCAUUCUUUUCAGUCGGACAACCUUGACGAGAGGUCAAAAGGGUAACCUUGGCUUGGUGGGGGGGAUUGAGACAAUGUGAAUUGUCAUCUUCUCCCUCAGCCUUGCGGUUCCCAUUUUUCCCCGUCUCGUUGCCGUCUGAAACCACCUAAAGCUAGUCAUAGUGCCAUGGUCACAUGACUAGUUAUCACCUCAACGCAUAACCGUAAGGGGAAGUGGGGAGCGAGCCCAAACUCAGCCCUAAGACCCUACGGUUAUUGAACUUCACUUCGAUCCUGGAUCAAUUAGCAAUAAGACGUAUAAUUCAAUUUCACUGUCAUAUACUAGCAAUUUAUUUGCGACUUUGUUAAUACGGAUAACUACUUUGUAAAUCAGGAAAUUAACUUGUGUUAUAGUUGUAUUACUAGCAAUUCUCUUGCGAUAUACUUUACUGUUCAAGUUUACUGAUUAUUAUAAAUAGAGUUAGUUCAAUUAAAUAUUACUGUACGUCACCGGCGGUAUACCCGCGAUAUAAAAUUAUACUGUGCCACGAAUCUGUCUACAUUAUAUCCAGUGCUUGCGUUUUCUUGUAAGUAAUUUUGAUUAUUAUAAUUGGCAAUAAACUUGCAAAUUAUUCUGAUUAAUUCCUUUUAUUCCAUCUAUCACUGUUCAUCCCACUUAUUUCCUAUUUUACUGGUAAGAUUAUUAAAUAGUCUGAUAAAAUAAAUAUUAAUUAAGUUACAAAUAGUAAUUCGACCAUCAAUAAGAAUAUUCUAUAAUUUUAUAAGCCGUGAGGUAAGUUGAUAAGUUCUCUCAUACGUCGCCGAGUUUGAAUAAGUGCGGGUCUUUGCUUUGGAAGAACCCCAGCCCACUGCUCUGUCCAAGUAAAAUAAAAUUUGUUAGAGGCCAGCCUAAGCCAGGGUUCAACCCGCGAAUUCUGGUGGCUGCUGGUAAAAAUCGUGAAGACGAAAAGCGAUUUGUCUCAACUGGCGCUCGAACAGGGACUUUGCAGUAGUUCAAACCAGCAACGAAAAAUUUUAUUAAUUUUUCUCACGGCUUUACAGUAAAAAUUUUAGACUGUACGUUUUAGACUGUUUUCAAGUACAAAUACGUUCCGAUAAUGAUAGGAAAUUGAUAGUGAAGAACAAUUUGUCAGAGAUAUUUUUGCAACGAGACAUUUAUGUCUGAGAUA
Molecule: messenger RNA, 7114 nt
Organism: Microplitis mediator
Lineage: Eukaryota; Metazoa; Arthropoda; Insecta; Hymenoptera; Braconidae
Exons: 2
Coding region: 3469-5397 (642 amino acids)
Source: RefSeq, a predicted model, not a curated record